Fusarium vanettenii 77-13-4 is the source of this 1857-nucleotide messenger RNA. RefSeq lists its product as uncharacterized. The coding region runs from base 1 to 1857 and encodes 618 amino acids. The record is from RefSeq and is a predicted model, not a curated record. Gene Ontology annotation, biological process: proteolysis. Gene Ontology annotation, molecular function: aminopeptidase activity; metallopeptidase activity; zinc ion binding. The transcript has 9 exons. Gene Ontology annotation, cellular component: cytosol. Lineage: Eukaryota; Fungi; Ascomycota; Sordariomycetes; Hypocreales; Nectriaceae.
AUGUGUCAAUUCCACGCCCACGACGUCAACACCAACUCCAAUUUCCACGAUGUGGUCACCAAGCAUACUCAGUUGAAACUAGCCGUCGAAUUCGAUCAAAAGAUCUUGACGGGAAGCGCGAUUCUUACCCUGGAGCCCCUCAAACCAGAGGGCCUCGAUACUGUCAUUCUCGACACCAGUUACCUCAACAUCCUCAGCCUAAGUGUGGGUGGGGAACAAGUCCAAUGGCAGCUGGGCCAAGCCACAGACCAAAAUGGCCGCCCACUCACUGUGCAGCUUGGUCGCAGCUACGCCAAGGGUGAGAUUUUGGAGCUUGAGAUUCACUUUGAGACUACCAACCAAUGCACCGGCCUCCAAUGGUUCAGUCCCGAGCAGACAGAUGACAAGCUGUACCCCUUCCUCUUUUCUCAGGGAGAGCCCGUCCACGCACGCUCCAUUUUCCCUUGUCAAGACACUCCUUCCGUCAAGACGACAUUUGACAUAGCCAUCUCGUCCCCAUUGCCGGUUGUCGCAAGUGGUAUCCCUCAACAUGACCUUCUGUUUCCUGCUGUUUCCAACAUGGAGGAGACGAAAGAGUACAAGUUUCAGCAAGAUGUUCCCACCUCUAAUUACCUGUUUGCCAUCGCUAGCGGCAACCUAUCGGGAGCAAAGAUUGGCAAGAUGAGCUAUCUGUACUCCGCGCCAUCGAGCUUAGAAGCAGCUGUGGCUGAGCUUCAACCCGAUAUUGACGCAAUUAUUGACGCUGCCGAGAACCUCAUUUUCACGAACCCCUGGCCUUUAUACAACCUCGUCAUCCUCCCCAAAUCCUUCCAUCUCGGCGGAAUGGAAAACCCCGUCUUCAACUUCUACAGCGCGACUGUCAUUUCUGGCGACCGAGAGAACAUCUCCGUCGUCGCGCACGAGUUUGCGCACAAUUUUAGCGGCAACCUGGUUACAAACUCCUCGUGGGAGCAUUUCUGGUUGAAUGAAGGUUGGACCGUUUACGCCGAGCGCGAGAUUCUCCGCCAGAUCAAGGGCGAGAAGGCAGCCGUAUUUGAGGCAAUUGUCGGCUGGAACGAGCUCGUCUAUGGCAUCGAGUCGUACGGAGGCAGCGAGAGCCCAGAGACAAGCUUGGUCUUGGACCUACAGGGCAAGCGACCAGAUGAUGUCAUGUCCAAGAUUUCGUAUGAGAAGGGAUAUACGUUUCUGUGCUUUUUGGAGAAGUUGGUUGGACGCGAGAAGUGGAUGCCUUUCAUCCCACAUUAUUUCGGAAAAUUCUCAAGGGCAACACUUGACUCAGACACGUUCAAAACUACGCUUUUGGAGUUUUUCUCUCAGGAUGCUACCGCAACGGAAGCCCUCAACUCCAUCAACUGGGAUGAAUGGUACCACAAGCCUGGCUUGCCCCAGAAGCCCGAUUUUCACUCUCCAGAGUACGAUGAAUGCCUCAGCCUUGCACAGAAGUGGAUCAACAUGACUUCUGAUUCAAAUGCCUCGGUAUCUGCUACCGAUGUUGAUGGCUGGAGCGCUGGCCAGCUGAACGUGUUUCUCGACGCCCUUCUGGACUCGCCAACACCCAUCACUUUGGACUCUUCCCAGCUUCUUGGCACUCUGUAUGGGCUAAGGAAGUUGACCAAUUUUGAGGUGUUAUCGCGAUAUUUACGAGUCGGCUUGAAGGCAGGAGACCGAGGUCUCUUUGAAGUCACCGAGGCUUUCCUCGGAGAAACUGGACGAAUGAAGUUUGUCAGGCCGCUCUUCGAAUGUUUACAAAGUCUAGAUAAAGAGUUUGCUAGCAAGAUCUUUCACAAGUAUAAGAGGUUUUACUAUCCUACUUGUAUUCGUCUGUUGGAAAAGGUGCUUAGGAUUACGCUAAAGUAA